UUUAUUGUUACUUAAGAACGUUGGCUUUACCAAAAGAAAAUGGUGGAAGUUACUUAUAUUCAAAAAAAAGCUUUUGCCAUAAAAAAAAAAGUUCUUGCCCCGUGAAACUCAUCUCUCUCUAAUCUCUGACUCGUGCUUCCGAAAAUGAAAGUUUGAGACUUUUUAUUGUGUGUGAUUGAGACAGACACAAAAAGCCUUAAUUUUUCAUUCACCUUCUACAAGAGGAAAGCAAAAUUCUGGCAAUGAAAGCAAAAUACCCAGAGAGCUUUAAAUACAAUUAGCGCGACGUCGCAUCUUCUUCCCUCUUAAGAACUAAAGCUAAUCCCUUCUCUCUCUUUCUUUCUCUCCUAUUUAAAGCCUCUCUUCAAGCUCUGCUUUUUCCGGAAAACAUGGCAUCCGUUAGAUUCGAAUCUGGGUUUUAUCCUCUUUCGUCGAGCCCUUCUCUUGGGAAUUUCGUCGAACGGAUUCAAGACGCUUGCCAUUUCCUCGUCUCCGCUGUUCUGGGUACCAUCAUCUCCGCGAUCUUGACCUUCUUCUUCGCUCUAGUGGGUACAUUGCUUGGAGCAGUUACAGGAGCUUUGAUAGGCCAAGAAACAGAGAGUGGUUUCAUCAGAGGAGCAGCCAUUGGAGCCAUUUCUGGUGCUGUUUUCUCUAUAGAGGUCUUCGAAUCAUCGCUUGAUCUCUGGAAAUCGGACGAGUCAGGUUUCGGAUGCCUUCUCUACUUGAUUGAUGUCAUUGUUAGUCUUCUGAGCGGGAGACUCGUAAGGGAGCGCAUAGGCCCUGCAAUGCUAAGUGCAGUGCAAAGUCAAAUGGGAGCUUUGGAUGCACCAUUCGAUGAUCUCUCGAGCCUGUUCGAGACAGGAGGAUCAAAAGGAUUAACAGGAGACAUUGUUGAGAAGAUCCCAAAGAUAACAAUCACUGGCAACGAUAACACAGAUGCUGGUUCCGAGAACAGAGACUCCUCUUGCUCUGUUUGUCUUCAGGAUUUUCAGCUUGGUGAAACAGUAAGAAGCUUGCCUCAUUGUCAUCACAUGUUUCACUUACCUUGUAUCGACAAUUGGCUCCUCAGGCACGGUUCUUGUCCAAUGUGUAGACGUGACCUCUAAUAAUUCUCUACCUCAAGAGUCUGGUCCUCCUCUCAACUUUCAUGUAAAUUACAGUUCUUUUUUUUUGCUUUUUACAGUUACCAUUUACACCAGUCAGAGUUUUACUACUAUGUUUAGUCAGCAGAUGUAUAAAAGAAACACACAAAAUAAAAAAUGAGUUACUUUUUUUCUUUUGUCUUUGUUGUGUUGUGGCUUAUGUUGUGUUCCAUUGAAACGAGAAACAAGAUGGUUGGCUAUUUUAGAGGUCUUGAGACCAGAGACCACAAGUCAUUGGACCAAAUCCAUCAAAAGAUGGUACUAGAUUCUUGUCUGGUAUUACCAAAUUAAG
This is a messenger RNA of Thlaspi arvense, 1434 nucleotides long. NCBI's taxonomy places the organism in Eukaryota, Viridiplantae, Streptophyta, Magnoliopsida, Brassicales, Brassicaceae. The record is from the annotation of a GenBank genome assembly.